UGCUCCUCUCUCUGCUGUCUCAGAACUGGUUUCACACCUGUUCAGAACAGCUCAGGUGUAAUCUGCUCUGUUCCUCUCUGGUUUUGUUCCUGUUGGUUCUCCAGUUUUCAACGUGUUAAGAUUUGUUUUUGCCUGCCUGCCAGCUUAUCCACCAACUGACUAGAUUUAAAGAUGAUAAAAAUCCGCACCAAAACAUUGUUGCUGGGGGUUUCUCUGGGUCUGUUGGUCCUCUUUCUCAGUACAUAUUUUACUGAGAAAAGAGACAUUUGGAUCCCCAAAACUGUGAGAGAGGGGAGCAGUGAAAUAAACACAUCCACCACGAAGAUCCCCUACGUAUACUCCUUCCCAAAAUGCCAACUAAAUGCAUCUGCUGGAAAUGUCGAAGGCUUCAGCUCUCUUCCAGGUCAUAUACAAGACUUUCUCUACCAUAAACACUGUCGGCAUUUUCCCAUGCUGCUGGACAUUCCUGACAAAUGCGGUGGAGCUGAUGAAUCUGCAGAGGUCUUUCUCCUCCUGGUCAUUAAAAGCAUCGCUGCUAACUUUGACCGUCGAGAGGUACUGCGCAAAACCUGGGCUAAAGAGAGGCUGCACAAUGGAGUGCAGAUCCGGAGGCUCUUCAUCUCAGGAGUGACAGGUUCUGGUUUUGAAAGAGAGAGACAGAACAAACUUCUUGAACUGGAACAAAAUGAGAACAAUGACAUUCUUCAAUGGGACUUUAAAGACACGUUCUACAACCUCACCUUAAAGCAGGUGCUCUUCCUAGAAUGGAUGGAAAGAAACUGUCCGAAAGCUAGCUUCUUGCUAAAUGGUGAUGAUGACGUUUUUGUCAACACAGACAACAUGGUUGAGUAUCUCCAAGGCCUCAGGGACAAUGAUGGAAGCAAGCACCUCUUUACCGGACAUUUGAUACAGUACGUGGGGCCCAUUAGAUCCCAAGGGAGCAAGUACUAUGUCCCAGUACAAGUGCAGGAGUCAGACUCUUAUCCCCCUUAUUGUGGUGGUGGAGGCUUCCUCCUGUCGGGCUAUUCAGCUAUGGUCAUAUACAACAUGUCCAAGUCCGUCCCUUUUAUUCCUAUUGAUGAUGUUUACAUGGGGAUGUGUAUGGCCAAAGCAGGAUUAGGUCCAGUUCACCAUAUGGGUGUAAGGACAGCAGGAAUGUACAUUCCCUCGCAUAAACUAGAUGAAUUCGAUCCCUGCUAUUAUAAAGAGAUUUUACUGGUGCACAGAUUCCUCCCAGCAGACAUGUAUCUUAUGUGGCAAAGAAUAAAUGACCCCAAUCUAAAAUGUGAAUUGGCAAAGAGCUCAUUUUAGUAGCAUUAAGCUCACUGGUGGGUUCAAUACCUUGUGAUCAAUUAUGACACAGCCUCUAAUGUCACUGGUAGAGGUUUAAACUAAACCAGACAACAACAAAAAACAUACCCAUACCCUGACAGUGACACAGAGUAUUUACCUGAGAGAAUUAUUGUCCAUAAUAUAAAAUAACGCUGAAACAUCGUAGCCUUUGCAAAGUGAAGUUGAUUCAGUUUCUACUUCUUUUGUAUAAACUCUAAACAAAAAUAAAAUUGUGGUGCCCUCAAUUGGCCAAUUUAAAAUAGUUUUACACACAUGUUUCAAUAUUGUUAUGCAACAUAUCUUACAAGUUUUGUUAUGUCAUAAGGGUUUUUUCUCAAAAUGCCGUGAACUGGCAGAACCCAAAGAACGAACCUACUCGAGGAAAACUCCUUAAAACCAUUCAAACAUAAAGCUUAACACACCCCUGGAUGGCAUUUAUCCAAACCUUAAUAAACACAGCCAGUCAGGUGACUAAAAACAUUUCAUAUAGAAGGUAAUUCCCAUCAUGUUUGUAGGUUGGCCCACACUGACUGUGAAAAGCAGGGAAGAUAAAGGACAGGUCUCAUCAGCCAAACAAAUAUAGACCUACAGUCCACCACUGCAAUGCCCUGAGUGUAAGGCCUUUUAAAAAAUGUUAUCGUGUAAUUUUUUUCUGUAGACGCAAUUUAAUCACAUCUCUGAACAAGGAAAGUGGGAUCUGACACAGAAUUUGUUGAAGAUCACAGAUUGUACCAUUUUAUCAGUGGGUGGCCCUUUAAUGAUGAUUGCGUCUGGGUGUGUGUGUUUGUGUGCUUCGGUACACAAACACACUGUUUGUGUGUUUGUUAUUAUACAAUUUUGGGGGGGGACUAAGAAAUAAGUAGCACUUAAAUGGCACUUAAUUAUAGCACUUUGUAGUUUUGCACUAUUUUUGAAGAUAUUGUACUUUCUUGAUUCUUGUUGUUCUGGGUUUGUACCCUUGAAUGCACUUAUUGUAAGUUGCUUUGGAUAAGAGUGUCAGCUGAAUGAAAUGUAAUGUGAUGGCCCACUGUAUUGAAGCUGUCCCUUAGAACGCCGCCAUGUCAAAAGUUUGCCAAUAUGUCUUUGUAUUAAGACAAUGAUGGUAGAGGGGUUUGUUUGUUUAUUAAAAAGGGAACAGGAAGUUUGUGAAUCCUUGCAAAAA
Platichthys flesus (European flounder) is the source of this 2494-nucleotide messenger RNA. RefSeq names its product N-acetyllactosaminide beta-1,3-N-acetylglucosaminyltransferase 3-like. Gene Ontology annotation, cellular component: membrane. Gene Ontology annotation, molecular function: hexosyltransferase activity. The record is from RefSeq and is a predicted model, not a curated record. The coding region runs from base 172 to 1311 and encodes 379 amino acids. NCBI's taxonomy places the organism in Eukaryota, Metazoa, Chordata, Actinopteri, Pleuronectiformes, Pleuronectidae. The transcript has 2 exons.